Messenger RNA from Spea bombifrons (plains spadefoot toad), 978 nucleotides. Its product is annotated as sporozoite surface protein 2-like. The transcript has a single exon. Bases 1 to 978 code for a protein of 325 amino acids. The record is from RefSeq and is a predicted model, not a curated record. Lineage: Eukaryota; Metazoa; Chordata; Amphibia; Anura; Pelobatidae.
AUGAAGGGAGAUUUAAAACGCAGCCUCGGUGACACAAAGGAGCCACAUCUCACCGCGGACAGCAAACGGCGUCCCACGGAACGGCUGCUAUACAGAGGGCCGGGGAAAAGCAAAUCCCCCCCCCGGGGUAUAUGGCUCAGCGUGAAGAAGAGGACCGGGGCAGGAUCUCCAGAACUGAGGAUGCUGCGAGCUCCGGGUGCAAGGAUUUCCCCGGGCUUUGCUGGUCGCAUUUCACAUGAAGGGGGGAACAGAUCCCAAACCCCCCCUCCUACCCUCCAAAAAAACCUCUACUUUACGCGAAAGGAGCAACGAAUAUCGCAAGCAACAGGUCUGGGUCUGGAACCGGCGCGCCGAUCGCACCAUCUAAACCCACCGAGACAAUCCGGCGAAACCCACCGAAUACCCCAACAAGACAGUCCGGCGAAACCCACCGAAUACCCCAACGAGACAAUCCGGCGAAACCCACCGAAUACCCCACCGAGACAAUCCGGAAAAACCCACCGAAUACCCCGAGACAAUCCGGCAAAACCCACCGAAUACCCCAACGAGACAAUCCGGCAAAACCCACCGAAUACCCCACCGAGACAAUCCGGCAAAACCCACCGAAUACCCCAACAAGACAGUCCGGCGAAACCCACCGAAUACCCCAACGAGACAAUCCGGCGAAACCCACCGAAUACCCCACCGAGACAAUCCGGAAAAACCCACCGAAUACCCCGAGACAAUCCGGCAAAACCCACCGAAUACCCCAACGAGACAAUCCGGCAAAACCCACCGAAUACCCCACCGAGACAAUCCGGCAAAACCCACCGAAUACCCCAACGAGACAAUCCGGCGAAACCCACCGAAUACCCCACCGAGACAAUCCGGCAAAACCCACCGAAUACCCCACCGAGACAAUCCGGCAAAACCCACCGAAUACCCCAACGAGACAAUCCGGUGAAACCCACCGAAUACCCCAACGAGACAAUCCGGUGA